This is a messenger RNA of Falco peregrinus (peregrine falcon), 1427 nucleotides long. It is a transcript of the gene TIFA, whose product is annotated as TRAF interacting protein with forkhead associated domain. The record is from RefSeq and is a predicted model, not a curated record. NCBI's taxonomy places the organism in Eukaryota, Metazoa, Chordata, Aves, Falconiformes, Falconidae. Bases 195 to 755 code for a protein of 186 amino acids. Gene Ontology annotation, molecular function: protein binding. The transcript has 2 exons. Gene Ontology annotation, biological process: canonical NF-kappaB signal transduction.
CCCCGCCCCGCCCGCCGGGCCUUUCCCGCCCGCCGCCGCGCUGAGGUACCGGACGGUGAGGAGGCGCAUACCGGGCGGUGAGGCGGCCGCCCCCGCGGACCCCUGGCAGGCGCCGAGGUCCGCGCCCCGCAGGACGGAAGGCAGCCAGAGGCGCCCCCGCCCGCCUGCUGACAGUUCCAAGGACGCCUUUCAUCAUGAGCUCUUUUGAAGAAGCUGAAACUGAAGAAACAGUAACGUGUCUCCACAUGACCUUUUACCAUCCUUGCCAAGACAACAAGAUGAUGUUUCGUUGCUUGAAUUUCCGUAAGCGAGAACAGGUCAGGGCAGAUGAAAUGGCCAAGUUUGGCCGUGAUUCUAGCAUCUGCCGUUAUAAUUUAAUAGAUACUCGCGUUUCUCGGAUUCAGUUUUCACUGCAGUUUUACAGAAAACUGAACAGCUCAGAACUUUGUUUUGAGAUAAAGAACAUGAGCAAGAAAACAAAACUGAUUGUGGACCAAACAGAACUGGGUUACUUGAACAAAAUCGACCUGCCGUGCAAGUGCAUCAUAUGUUUUGGGGACUACCAGAUUUUAGCAGAGAUUCAAGAAGGGGAGUCCGUGGAUUAUUUUGAGACUCACUUACACAUGGCUGAAGUGCCAAUCUUACAAGAAAGAUGUGUGCCAUCCCUGCAACCUGUACAGGAGAAUGGCAUUUCUUCUUCGUUUCCUUCCCAAGGCAAAAGCCCCAUAGAGAUUGAUGAAAAUGAGUCAUGCUAGUGGGGAGGAGGAGGCCGGAUCCGAUUUUGAUAAUUUGAAACCUGCACAACUUCCAAAAUUGAAGGCUGUUAUCUCAGUCCACUGUUCUUGAUGGUUCUCACUGCUGCACAUCAGUCUUCUUGUUGUUGUUUUCAGAAUAGGCACACCAGAACAUACUUUAUUCAACAGUAACAGAUUCCUGCCACCAUCUUCACCAGGACACAUGUGCUCUCUGAUUGCCACUGUUUGCCACAAACAUGUAGGAGAGAGAGGGUCACACAAAUCCAUUGCAGCAGAUUCAAGAACUCUGAGCACAUGCCUUGAAGGUAUAUUCAACAGGCAUUAACAUGGAGCACACAGAACAGUGUUUGAGCCCCUGCUCUGACUAGCUAAGUAAGGAUGUAAAGUCUCACCGCAUGUGUUAUACUUUGUGCUUUGCUUUUGAUGUGAAAUUGCAAAAUGUUUUCAAGCCUAGGUUAUAACUUCCCAGAUUUUGCAGCUUAGAAAUACUUAGUCAGCAUAGUCCUUUAAAGUUAAUUUUUAACUUUGCAGUGAGAUUUUUCUUCUAUUUUUAAAACAAUUUUUUUCAAUUAACUCCUUUUGCUUGUGAAUGUAAAUAAAUAUGGAGUAUCAGUGAUCACUAUGUAAAAAUCCAGAUAAAUUUUGUAAUAAAAGCAUUUGGUUACCUCAUAA